Messenger RNA from Talpa occidentalis (Iberian mole), 945 nucleotides. Its product is annotated as olfactory receptor 8H1-like. Gene Ontology annotation, biological process: sensory perception of smell; G protein-coupled receptor signaling pathway. Gene Ontology annotation, cellular component: membrane. The transcript has a single exon. Gene Ontology annotation, molecular function: olfactory receptor activity; odorant binding; G protein-coupled receptor activity. The coding region runs from base 1 to 945 and encodes 314 amino acids. The record is from RefSeq and is a predicted model, not a curated record. Lineage: Eukaryota; Metazoa; Chordata; Mammalia; Eulipotyphla; Talpidae.
AUGCAUAGAUGGAAUAACACUAAGGUGCCUUACUUCGUCCUUAUGGGAUUGACAGAUGCUGAAGACAUCCAGCUGGUGCUCUUUGUGUUGUUUCUCCUGUUAUACCUGGUCACUGUGCUGGGGAAUGCAGGGAUGAUAAUGGUCAUCCGCCUGGAUGCUCAACUUCACACCCCCAUGUAUUUUUUCCUCAGUCACCUGUCUUUCAUCGACCUCAGUAACUCAUCUGUCAUCACUCCUAAAACAAUAGGGAAUUUACUGACCUCCAACAAGAUUUCCUAUGUUAAUUGCCUCACUCAAAUGUACUUUUUUAUCUUCUUGACUGGUGUUGAGUGUUUUCUUCUCUCCUCCAUGGCCUAUGAUCGCUAUGUAGCCAUCUGCAAUCCUCUCCACUACCCGGUUGUCAUGUCCACCAGACGCUGUUGCUCCCUUGUCUUGGGGUCCUAUAUAAUAGGCUUUAUAGAUUCCUUAGUCACUGUGCUUGGUAUGAAGAAUUUAGACUUCUGCAACUCCAAUGUAGUCCAUCAUUUUUUCUGUGACCUAUCCCCAAUUUUAGCCCUGUCUUGCUCUGACACCCUCGACACUGAACUCAGGAUUUUCAUUUUUGGUGGUUCCACCCUCAUUGUCUCUCUUGUCAUGUUAUCAGCAUCCUAUGUGUCCAUUCUCUCUACUGUCUUGAAAAUUAAUUCUGCUUCAGGAAAGAGAAAAGCCUUUUCCACAUGUGCCUCUCAUCUCUUGGCGGUCACCAUUUUCUAUGGCACUCUGAUUUUCACUUAUUUAAAACCAAAGAAAUCCUACUCCUUGGGUAAUGGACAGGCGGCUUCUGUGUUUUAUACAAUUGUGACCCCCAUGCUGAAUCCCCUCAUUUAUAGUGUUCGUAACAAAGAAGUGAAAAAUGCUGUUCUUAGACUCCUGAAAAAGAGACAGGGGUCCAGGCACUUGAAAUAG